This is a messenger RNA of Lathyrus oleraceus (garden pea), 1338 nucleotides long. RefSeq names its product putative F-box/LRR-repeat protein 23. Gene Ontology annotation, molecular function: protein binding. The transcript has 2 exons. NCBI's taxonomy places the organism in Eukaryota, Viridiplantae, Streptophyta, Magnoliopsida, Fabales, Fabaceae. The record is from RefSeq and is a predicted model, not a curated record. Bases 87 to 1070 code for a protein of 327 amino acids.
CCCAUUUGUAUUUAUGUUCCAUCUCUUUCUCGCGAAAUUUGUGAAAUGUGAUCAUCACCACCACAAUCUGAAACCCUAAUUCUUCAAUGGAGUCGUUACAACCACCAUCAUCUUCUUCGGUUGUUUCUUCAUCGAAUUCAAACGCAUUAACCGAUUCCGGACAACGAAACUGGCUUGAUCUUCCACGAGACGCGAUAUUGUCCAUUUUCGUGAAGCUUGACACAGUUGAUCUUCUUGUUCGCGCCCACAAUGUUUGCACCACAUGGCGCAAUAUCUCGAAGGACCCUUUCCUCUAUCGCACCAUUGACAUGUCCAAUUUGGACGAACUUGAAACCAGUUUUGAAUUAAUGAAAACCAACUCUCAAUUAGAGAUUUUAUGCCACCGCGCCAUUGAUUACAGCCGCGGGCAUGCAAUUGAUAUCAACAUCGAGUAUUUUGGCACUGAUGAUCUUCUUUCUCACAUUGCUGAUUCUGCAAGUCAUCUACGAUGCCUUCGUCUUGCAUGUUGCUAUAGUGUAACACAUGAAGGAUUAUGUGUAAUAGCUGAAAAGCUUUCUCACUUGGAGGAACUUGAUAUAACAAUUAGUGGUGGCUUAACUCAUGAUUCUUUGGAAGUCAUUGGCCGAAGUUCCCCUCAAUUGAAAACCUUUAAAUUCAACAUUGAAGUGUACUUACAUCCGCAUAUUGUGUAUGAUGACGAUGCAUUUGCUAUUGCGAAGUUCAUGCCUGGGUUAUGCCAUCUCCAGCUUAUUGGAAACAAGAUGAGUAAUGAUGGUUUGCUUGCUAUUCUUGAUGGUUGUCCUCAACUGGAAUCUCUUGACAUUCGUCAGUGUUUCAAUAUUAAUUUUAUAGGAAGUUUGGCAAAGAGAUGUAAAGAACAGAUCAAGUAUUUACUCCUCCCAAAUGAUGACACCGAUGACUAUCCAUUUGAAACUGAAGACUAUCCAGAAGACUAUCCAUAUGGGAUUUCGGACAUAGAUUUAGAUUUAUUGUCUGAGGAUGAUUAUGAAUUGUCAGAUGGGAGUGAAUUUUCUGAAUUUGAAUUUGAUGGUAACUAUUAUGACUUUUGACAAAUUUGAAACAUUUCAGCAAGUGAAAAAAGUGCUGUGAAUGUCUUAGUGACCACUCCCCGUUGUAACAUGAGGUUUGUUAGGUGGUUGCAGCAUGUGAGUCUUUUACAUGGGCAGAUAGUUUAUUUUCAUUUGGAACCUUUGUGAAGCAGUUACUUACAAUUUGUGAUUAUCUGAUAAAUGUAAUGGAUAUUUUAUUUGGCUUUAUGUUUAGAAAUGAGAUUUGGCUCUAAACUUCCAACACAGGGGAAGUGAAGUUGGCAUUUAA